AUGAACUUUACUCCUGAAUUAAUAGCCAUUCAAGGUGUCAUGAUAUCAGCCGACAAUGUUAAUUCUUUUUCUAAACUUACGGCAAGAGGAGGCAAUGAAGAACAAAUUGAGGAAGUCGUACAAUGUAUAAGGAAUUUCUUAGUAAAAGAAAAAUAUGCAAAUGAUAAUUCAGUCUUGGAAGAUGCCAUAAAAACAGUCCGUAAAUUCGCAUUUUAUAUAGUUCUUAAUGCUGAUUUAUUAAUAUUAGAAACUAUGGUAGAAAACGAAGGCAUUGAUUUUCUUAUUUGGACAAUACCAACUGUACCAAAAUGCUUAAUGUGUGAAAUAAUGUGGAAACUUCAUAUGGAUUUAUUUGUAGGAGAAGUAAUCGCAUUCUGCUGCCCAAAACUGGGCUUAGAAGUAGCAGAAUCAUUCACUAACCAUAUGAAAUAUUUAUGUCCAAUGGAUAGUGUUAACAAAGUUAAGCUUAUUUCAGGAGCAUUGUAUAAACUAAUAUGUAGAUUAAACUUUUUCGAUAUUGAUGAAAACACUCUAAAUUCUGCUUUGAAUUGUUUUCAAAAAUGUUUGAAAUAUUUUAUUACUCCUCCAAAUGCUGGAAAACUUGAGAGUCUAAGACGAAACCAAUUAUAUAAAUAUAUAGGGGAGAGCCUAUACAAACUCCUCUUUUUGCUUAAUGAAUGCAUAGAAGAAUUUAGCGGCAUUCAUAAAUAUCAUUUAGGUGAUGAUAUAGGUAUUUAUACUUUAACAUAUGAUGAAGAAAAUGUGGUAAAUAAUAGCAAUUUUAAAACAAGAGAUUGUAAGAAAUCGGUAUUAGAUUGUCUACAUAAAUGUCACGAGGAGCUAUUGGACGUAUCUAAAGAACUUGUAAUGGCAGUUAGUGUUGAUAUUUUUUGUACAUGGAGUGAAUCGGAACUAAAUGGUAAGAGUAUGCAACAAACAAUUGGAGAAUUUUGUUACAAAUUGCGUGAAAAGCUUAUGAAUGUGGAGACUAUGGUUGAUCAUCCUGUGGUUGAAAUGUUACAGCAGAUUUCUUGCAAACCCAUAGAGGUAGAAGAUGUAAUUAAUACAACAAAUACCACAGAUAUAAGUGAAAACAUUAAAAAUAGUGAAGAUAAAUCUCUGUGGGUUAGGGCAUUAUUGAGUAAAAAUAAUUUAUUUCAGGAUUUAGUUUUGAUUGAAAACUUAACUUCAAAUUUAAAUUUAUUGCAAGAAAAUGAUUUUCAUAAACUGUACUAUAUGUGCAUUGAACACUUAAAUAAAUUAACAGAAAAUAAAGAAGCAGUUAAAUUGUUAGCAAUUAAAUCAUUCCAACAUUGUGGAUUAAGCACAAAACAUAAAAUUCUAGAAGACAGUUUCACAGAAAAUUAUUUUUCUGAUCAAAUGGAAACUACAGAUUUUAAUAAUAUGAUGAUAGAAAUAUUCAAUAAGCUUAUAGCUACACCGGAUGCAGAUUUGUCUGAUAUUUUAUGUGUAUUUAUUCAAAGUCCUAAAAAGGUUUACAAGAAAAUAUUUUGCUUAGCUACUGAAAAUGCACAACAAUGUAGUAUUAUGGGUAGGAUCAUGAAAUACUUGGAAAAAUAUUCAAAUUAUUAUUAUUAUCAAGAUACAGAAUCAUGCAUUAUAAAAACUAUGCAUUAUAUCAUUGGUAGUGAACUAGUCAGUGAAGCUAAGCAAAAUAAUUUUAUAAAUUUUGUAGCUUUUAUGAAAAAUAAUAAUAUUAUACCUGGAGCUAAGUUGCUUCUGUUAGUUAUAAUGCCAACUUUACAUGAUGCAUUAGUGAAUAGAAAGUUAAAUAGUAUUUAUAUUCAACUGAAAAUGUUGGAUGAGGUCUACACAUUAGAAGAAUUGUUGGAAUACAGAGCACCAAUGUUGAUGAUGAUAGCGCAAGUAUUGGAUGUGGUACGUUGGAAAAUAGAUACAUUUGAUAGUCUUGCACCAUGCUGUUUGGAAUUAUCUGUUAAAUUACAGACAUUGAUUAUGGAUACUUAUCAAAACAAUAUUCCUGAAAAUGAAAGUUCCUGGUUAAAAAGUAAACUGAAGAAAACUAAUCCACUCAACAUGUACUACUAUAGGAUGUUAUGGAAACCACCUGGGGACACAUACUUUGAAAUAUUGACUGGAAUACAUGUGCAUGAAGGAAUAGACAUUAAUGAUUUCACAUUUUAUGUGUCACAAGUAUUAUGCUCUACUGUUUUGAAUGAAUGGUACCAGUUGUGGGACAGUUUCUCAAUUUUUGAAAGCACAACUACACUAGACAUUUUCCAUGAUGCUUUACUUUUAAUAUCAGCCACAGAGAAGAACAACCGUACAGAUAAAACAUGGGCAUGCUUAUUAUAUGGCUACAGAAAUUUUAUUAAUAUAUUAAGGUACAAAUAUAUAUUGGAACCUAUAACAGACCACCAAGUGCCAAUAGUGAUUAAUAAAAUAGCAAAUAUAGUAAAUUUAUUGGAAGAAGGCCAAAUAGAAGAAUUUCAAUCAGUUGUUUUACCCCUGCUGGCUUACAUUGCUGAAAGAAGAAAUGAUUACACAGUUAAUGUACUAACAUGUGUAAGGGAUAAGAUAAAAAAUGAACUGUUUGCAGGAUUAAUAAAUAAACUUUUUACCAAUGAUACAGUGUAA
Messenger RNA from Parnassius mnemosyne (clouded apollo), 2619 nucleotides. Lineage: Eukaryota; Metazoa; Arthropoda; Insecta; Lepidoptera; Papilionidae. The record is from the annotation of a GenBank genome assembly.